GAUGCUUCAGUUUUGGUUUGAGUUAUUUAAUAUGAAGGACUGCAAGAAUGACUGAUUACUUUUUAAAUUUUGGUUAGAGCAGUUAACUUUUGUUUACUAAACAUACACAUAAAAUGUGUACUACCUGCACUACAAAGCUGAGGUGUUUGAUUGUUUUUUCUGUCGUUAAUGAGGACAGGCUGUUUAAUCAUGUGCAAUCUUCCGUUUAAGCAGGGAUUUGUUACAAGCUGUUUAUGUCGUUUAGAUGUUUAUUAAAAGAUGAGAGGAAGCAGCAGGUCUGGUUUGGUGUCUCCAGUUCCUGGAAGCUCUGAAGGCUCACCGUCCCUCAGCCCUCUCUACUUCCCCUCAGACCACUCUGAGGUUUAGUUCUUGUCGCCGCCCCGUGUGAAGCAGUGAGCAGCUGUGGUGACAGCAGAGUUUCAGCAGCUGGUAGUCAAAACGUGCUGCUUGUUCAUCAUGAAGGUCGUGCUGCUGAUCGCGCUGCUCACAGUAUCAGGAUGUGACGGCAGGAGAGUUGUUGGUCAGACGGGUCAGAAUGUGACUCUGUCCUGUAAAUAUGAUAUAAAGACUAAAGGAGCGGUGUAUGUUUGCUGGAAUCGAGGAGAGAUAUCAUCAUAUGGCUGCUACAAUCGGCUCCUCUCUACAGACGGAUAUAAAGUUCUAGAAGAGACCAGAACUUCCAGCAGGUAUCAGCUACUGGGACGACUGGAUGAAGGAGACGUUUCUCUGACCAUCCUCAACCUCACAGAGGAAGAUGCUGGAAGAUAUGGAUGCAGGGCAGAGAUACCUGGGUGGUUCAAUGAUGAAAAGCAUCAUGUUGACUUGACAGUUGAAAGAGCUCCGACCACCUGGACCCCAUCAAAACCUCAGAUGUCCUCAGAGAGACCAGUUUCUGCUCAGACUGCAGCAGAUCAGCUGACAACAGAGAGCCUCCUGACUUCCUGUUCUAAUAGCGGCAGUUUCACAGAGGAGCAGCRGGGCAGCAUGCUGACUCUGGGUCUGGUACUGGUGGUUCUGCUGCUGGUGGUUCUGGUCACUGCAGUUGGACUCUUCAGUAAGGGAUCUGAACACCUCGUAGUCUGUGAUUGGACCMGAACSUCUUGUGUUUACCAGACAGUUCUGGAGUCAGAAGUGAGCCGAUCCGUCCAGCAGCUGGAGAGGAAAACGACCACUGAGGCCGUUUACUGCUGCAGAAACUCUGAACUGUUUCUGACACCAAAAGGUUAAAGGUCGCCAUUAAACUGAACCACUGAUUCAUUCAGCUUGCAGCCUCCACCUCUGGAGCUCCUCCUGGAAACUUUGAUGCAUCGUUAUCGUCGUCACUCAGUGAUGAGAGAAACCGGCUGAAACCUCAAACCUCAUAGGUUUCGGAGUCACUUAACUCCCAUGAUGCAUGAAAYGAAACAUACUAUAAGGGAAAUUAAUUAAUAAUUCUUUGAUUGCUGUUACAAAGGGAAAGUAAAGCCUAUUUCUUUUCUGUUUUAUCAAGUUGCUGGCCUGAUUAAAAACCACCCACCUUG
This is a messenger RNA of Poecilia reticulata (guppy), 1520 nucleotides long. NCBI's taxonomy places the organism in Eukaryota, Metazoa, Chordata, Actinopteri, Cyprinodontiformes, Poeciliidae. The record is from RefSeq and is a predicted model, not a curated record.